Molecule: messenger RNA, 1105 nt
Organism: Arachis stenosperma
Lineage: Eukaryota; Viridiplantae; Streptophyta; Magnoliopsida; Fabales; Fabaceae
Product: ferritin-4, chloroplastic-like
Exons: 8
Coding region: 95-883 (262 amino acids)
Biological process (GO): intracellular iron ion homeostasis; iron ion transport
Cellular component (GO): cytoplasm
Molecular function (GO): ferrous iron binding; ferric iron binding
Source: RefSeq, a predicted model, not a curated record
CCGUUUUCCUCCCUUUUUAUUCAUCUUCAUUUUCUUUCGAAAAUAAAUUCCUCUGUUUGCAAGAAGGAAAAAAGAGAGAAGAAAAGAAAAAACAAUGAUUCUCAAAGCAGUUACUUCUUCUAAGCUCGUUCUCUUCGCCGUUGGUGCCGGCGAAGGCUCGCAUUUCGGUCCGCCGUCGAGUCAGUUGGUUUCCUUCCGCCGCCGGUUCAUCGGAAACACCGGUGCCGUUGUGGUUUGCGCCGCGAAGGGCGCAUCCAGCAGCGGCAACAGAACCAUAACUGGAGUGGUUUUCGAACCGUUCGAAGAGGUGAAGAAGGAGCUCGAGCUAGUUCCAAAUGGUUCUCAAGUCUCUUUAGCUCGCCACAAGUACGUUGAUGAAUCUGAAGCUGUGGUUAACGAGCAAAUCAAUGUGGAGUACAACGUAUCAUACGUUUAUCAUGCAAUGUUUGCGUACUUCGACAGGGAUAAUGUCGCGCUCAGGGGUCUUGCUAAGUUUUUCAAGGAAUCGAGUGACGAGGAAAGAGAGCAUGCUGAGAAAUUGAUGAAAUAUCAGAACAAAAGGGGUGGAAGGGUGAAGUUGCAGCCUAUAGUGAUGCCGCUUUCUGAGUUUGAUCAUGAAGAGAAGGGAGAUGCACUCCAUGCAAUGGAACUCGCUCUAUCGUUGGAGAAGCUUGUGAAUGAGAAGCUCCUUCACUUGCACAGUGUUGCCUCCAAGAACAAUGAUGUUCAGUUGGCAGAUUUCGUGGAAACCGAGUAUUUGGGUGAACAGUUGGAAGCCAUCAAAAGAAUUGCUGAAUAUGUCGCUCAGCUCAGAAGAGUUGGGAAAGGACAUGGUGUGUGGCACUUUGAUCAGAUGCUUCUCAACGAGGGAGGAGCUGCAUGAACACGAUGGAUCAGAUGCUUCUCCAUGAGGGAGGAGCUGUAUGAACACGAUGGAGUCAGUACUUUGUAGUUUACAUCUUGAAGUUUUAUAAUUCCCUGCUUUUCUUAUCCUAUGUACCUAUCUAGUUCAUUAGGGAUCUUCAAUGUGUCUUACUAGAAUGUGGAACUGAACUAUGACUGAGUUUAUAAAAUAAAUGUGAACCAGUGUGCUUGUUAAUCGUUA